GUCGCCAUGGGGAACUGCUGCGAGGCCAUGUGCAAUGUCCGGAAGAACACCAAUGUGCGGGUUAGUCUGCCCGUGGUCUGCUUCGUGUGGCAGAUUGCUAUGGUCAUCCUCUUUGGAGUGUUCAUCCGCUAUGAUGAUGAGUCAGACGCUCACUGGGAGGAAUUCAAAGAGAAGAACAACAUCACAAGCGAUAUUGAAAAUGACUUCUAUUUCAGAUAUCCCAGUUUCCAGGACGUCCAUGUCAUGAUCUUUGUUGGAUUCGGUUUCCUGAUGACCUUCCUGAAACGUUACAGUUUCGGAGGAGUGGGCUUCAACUUCCUGAUUGCCGCCUUUGGCCUGCAGUGGGCUCUUCUCAUGCAGGGCUGGUUCCACGCCCUUGACCCCAAGACUGGAAAAAUCACCAUUGGAGUGGAAAGUUUGAUCAAUGCUGACUUCUGCUGCGCCGGCUCUCUGAUUGCCUACGGUGCCCUGCUGGGUAAAGUCAGCCCUGUCCAGACGCUGGUUUUCACCUUGUUCGGUGUCACACUCUUCGCUGUGGAGGAAUACAUCAUCCUCGACCUCCUACAUUGCAGAGAUGCUGGUGGCUCCAUGGUGAUCCACGCCUUCGGGGGAUAUUACGGUCUGGCCAUCUCCUGGGUUCUGUACCGACCGAAACUUAACCUAAGCAAGCGCCUGAACGGAUCCGUGUACCACUCGGAUGUGUUCGCCAUGAUCGGUACAUUGUUCCUGUGGAUGUUCUGGCCCAGUUUCAACUCAGCCAUCACGGACCACGGCGCCGGUCAGCACAGGACGGCCAUCAACACUUACAUCGCCCUGGCGUCGUCCGUCCUCACCGCUGUCGCCAUAUCCAGCAUGUCCCAAAAGAGAGGCAAACUGGACAUGGUGCAUAUACAGAAUGCCACCUUGGCUGGCGGAGUUGCCAUGGGAACUGCAGCUGAGUUCAUGAUCAUGCCCUACGGCGCACUCAUUGUGGGCUUCCUCACUGGCAUCAUCUCCACUUUCGGCUACCUUUUUGUCACGCCCUUUUUGGAAAAGUACCUAAAGCUUCAAGACACAUGUGGUGUCCACAAUCUGCAUGCAGUCCCGGGCAUGCUUGGCGGGUUUACUGGUGCAAUUGUGGCUGCCGCCGCCACUGAAAGUGUCUACAGCCAACAGGGACUGAUCGACACCUUUGACUUUGAAGGCAAGUUUAAGAACAGGUCUGUGGGCACGCAGGGAGGCUUCCAGGCUGCUGGCACAUGCGUGGCUAUCGCCUUUGGGCUCGUGGGAGGAGCACUUGUUGGUCUCAUUCUCAGGAUCCCAAUCUGGGGCGACCCUGCUGAUGACAACUGCUUCGACGAUGAAGUCUACUGGGAGUUGCCCGAGGAAGAGGAGAGCAUUCCUCCAGUGUUGGAGUACAACAACCACAUGAUCACCAAGCACCAGGACCUAUCUGAGUCCAACUUCUCCGUGGAGCAAAGCUAGUCUCACAGUGGACAAGCCCCUUGGACUUGACAGAGCAAUCAACAAAUUGUAUCAAUAAGCAUGGACACUUAAAAUUGCUUCAGAAUAAGGAACACCGGACAGAGGAAAGCAUAACGUGUGCAAUUUGAUUUUGGAUUUAAAUUAUAAUGAGUCCUAUAAAUGGUAUGUGUUGGAAAUAGUUUGUGUGUGUGUUUGUGUAUUCGUGUAUAUGUGUGUGAUGUGCAGAAUGAACUUGUUGCAAACACCUCUUCUCCUUUAUGACGGUGACAAAAGGUUUGAAGUCUUUUGUGUCGUGCGUCCAUCGAAAGAUAUUUGUUGACAAUAUUAAAUGCAUUUGUGAACUGUAGCUUGUGUUCCUUUUAAAAUGAACUGAAGGUGUUUAUAAGAAGUGUGUAUAUAAGAGUCUAAUUGUUUCUUGCCGCAUGCCUGACCUGUUAAGGUGACAAAAGUUUUAGUGACUAUGACACAGUAGGUUGCUCAAUUACUGUAAUAUUGUAUAUUUUUGUUUCUGUUCUCGAAUCAUAUGUAAAUGCAAAUUAAAGACAUCAAGUGAUUUUGUUUA
Phyllopteryx taeniolatus (common seadragon) is the source of this 2026-nucleotide messenger RNA. Its product is annotated as ammonium transporter Rh type C. The record is from RefSeq and is a predicted model, not a curated record. Bases 7 to 1464 code for a protein of 485 amino acids. Gene Ontology annotation, molecular function: ammonium channel activity. NCBI's taxonomy places the organism in Eukaryota, Metazoa, Chordata, Actinopteri, Syngnathiformes, Syngnathidae. The transcript has 11 exons. Gene Ontology annotation, biological process: ammonium transmembrane transport; ammonium homeostasis. Gene Ontology annotation, cellular component: plasma membrane.